Eimeria tenella is the source of this 756-nucleotide messenger RNA. RefSeq lists its product as uncharacterized. NCBI's taxonomy places the organism in Eukaryota, Apicomplexa, Conoidasida, Eucoccidiorida, Eimeriidae. The transcript has a single exon. The record is from RefSeq and is a predicted model, not a curated record. The coding region runs from base 1 to 756 and encodes 251 amino acids.
AUGCAUUGGCCAGAGGUGCUGGAGAACGAAACGCAAGUGCGCCAGUUCCUCGGUACCAUAAAUUACCAUCGCGUGUUCAUGGGACCGGACUAUGCCGACGUUGCCCGGCCGCUGGUUGAUCUUACGCGUAAAGACGUCAGUUUCGAAUGCACAGAGCUUCACACGCAAGCGGUGCGGCAGCUCAAACAGCGCUUAAUCGACUUCACUACAUUACAAGUCCCUGACACCACGAAGCCCUUCGAGUUACACACAGAUGCCUCUGGUUGUGCGAUCGGAGCACUUCUGGAACAAGACGGCAAACCCGUCGGCUUCCUCAGCCAAGUCAUGAACCCCACGCAAAAGAUAUACUCGAUCUACGAUCAGGAACUCUUGGCGUCGGUCAUGGCACUGGAUAAGCGGUCGCACUUGCUCCGUGUCUCCAAGGUAACGGCUUACACUGAUCAUCAAGCUCUCACCCAUCUCGAACAACUCCAAGCGUCGAAGCCUCUGCGCGGACGCACCGCCCGGUGGCUAGACUUUCUUGCGGAGUUCCCAGAUUUGCACAUCACUUAUGUUCAAGGAGCGCGCAAUCAAGUUGCUGAUGCCUUGUCUCGCCGUCCCGGUCUUCCUAACACCUGCUCGCACGACACAUCAUCGACACCACUGAUGCUCGCAAUAGGAGAAGCGAGCGCGGUUCCCCGCUCUCGUGGUCGGUGUAGUGCACAGCGCCUACUGCUGCGGCUACGCUGCUACCUGCCCCCCGAGCAGGACCUAUGA